Aptenodytes forsteri (emperor penguin) is the source of this 2943-nucleotide messenger RNA. RefSeq names its product protein-methionine sulfoxide oxidase MICAL1. The coding region runs from base 1 to 2943 and encodes 980 amino acids. Lineage: Eukaryota; Metazoa; Chordata; Aves; Sphenisciformes; Spheniscidae. The record is from RefSeq and is a predicted model, not a curated record. Gene Ontology annotation, molecular function: FAD binding; protein binding. The transcript has 21 exons.
AUGAGCGUGCCGGCCGACGAGCCGGGCAACCCGGCCCAUGCCAUCUUCGAGAGGUUCCUGCGUGCCGGGGAGUGCCAGGAGGUGCUGGGCUGCUUCAGGGAGCUGUGCCAGCAGCUGGGGCUGCAGGGCAGUGGGCUGCAGCUCUACCAUGGCCUCAAGGCUGCCCUCAACUACUGGAGUGCCAAGGCCCUGUGGAGCAAGCUGGAUAAGAAAGCCGGGCACAAGGACUAUGACCAGGGCACAGCCUGUGCCAGCACCAAGUGCCUGGUGGUGGGGGCCGGCCCCUGCGGGCUGCGGGUGGCCAUCGAGCUGGCGCUGCUGGGCGCCCGCGUGGUGCUGGUGGAGAAGCGGGACUCCUUCUCCCGCAACAACGUCCUGCACCUCUGGCCCUUCACCAUCCACGACCUGCGGGCGCUGGGCGCCAAGAAAUUUUAUGGGCGCUUCUGCACCGGCACGCUGGACCACAUCAGUAUCCGGCAGCUCCAGCUGAUCCUGCUGAAGGUGGCUCUGCUCCUGGGGGUGGAGGUGCACAUCAACGUGCAGUUCAAGGGCCUUGCCCCCCCCUCGGGCAAGGCGGGGGGGAUGAGGGGGCCGGCCGGGACCCCGCCGCUGGAGGUGCUGGCCGAGAGGGAGAGUAUCUACCAGCACCUCUCGCAGACCUCCCCGGACAACACCAACAAGAACAUCAGCCAGUACAGCAUUGACCCGGCCACGCGCUACCCCAACAUCAACCUGCAGGCCAUCAAAGCCAACCAGGUCCGGGACCUCUACCUCAUGGGCAUGGUGGAGGUGGACCACAAGAGGAAGAGCGACAACCGGCUCAGCACCGCGGUCUCCGGAGAUGCCUACGAAGAGCUGCUGAGCUGGUGCCAGACCAGCACGGCUGGGUACCGUGGCGUGGUGGUGACCAACUUCACCACCUCCUGGACCAGCGGCUUGGCCCUCUGCGCCCUCAUCCACCACUUUCGCCCCGACCUGGUGGACUUCAACUCUGUGGACCCCCAGGAUCCCAUCCAGACCCACCAGAUGAUGCUGGACACAGCGGAGCAGGAGCUGGGCAUCCAGCCCGUCCUCUCCAGCACCGAGAUGGCCGCCAUGACAGAGCCCAGCCGCCUGGGGCUCAUCACCUACCUCAGCCAGUUUUAUGAAGCUUUCAAGACUUCUCCAGAGGCAGAGGAGGUCAGCAAGAAGCCACUGUCUCCCCUGGGCACGCGAGGGGCCAUCCUCUUCCUCAGCAAGCUGCAGAAGAGUCGGAACCUGACACACAAGCACGCCCAGGACAGCGCUCAGAAGGAUGUUGAGGCCAAGAGGAGCCGCAGGGACGCCGAGCCGGACGCGGGGCUGGAUGGAGACACUCUGGACGGUGCCCACGAGCCGUGUCCCCAGCCUGUCCUCUUCCCCCCCCAGCCGCCGGCCCGCGGGGAGAGCAGUGACGGCUGCUACUUCUGCGGCCGCCGCGUCUACAUCCUGGAGCGAGCCAGCGCCGAGGGACUCUUCUUCCACCGUGGCUGCUUCCAGUGCUGGCAGUGCGGGGCCACCCUGCGCCUGGGCGACUACACCUUCGACGAGGAGGACGGUCAUUUUUACUGCUCACUUCACUACCCCAAUCCACCCAGCAUGGACCUGCCCCAGGACGAGCCCCCGGCACUGCCCGAUGGGGAUGCCGCUGCCGCCCACCUGCCCUCGGAUGCUGGGAGCCUGUUUGUGUCCCCCAAGGAGGGGGCACCCGGUCCCCUGCAGCCCCCACCAGCAGCCCCACAGCCGGGGGAAGAGCCUGGGGCAGUAGAGGAUGCUGCGGAUGCCAGUGACAUGGAGGAGCAGGAGCUGCCGGCACAGUCCAGGGCAGAUGUGAGGGAGGAGGAGGGUCCUGGACCGGAGCCCCAAGGGGUGGCAGAGGAGGGUGAGGAGAGCGGGGGCAGGAGGAAGAUCAUCCUCACGCCCCUGGAAAAGCUCAAGCUGUCCACACUGAACCUCACCAGCGAAGCAGAGCCCGAGCCGCCGCCAAAGCCGGCUCCAGCCCCCCAGCCGGGGGAAGAGCCUGGGGCAGUAGAGGAUGCUGCGGAUGCCAGUGACAUGGAGGAGCAGGAGCUGCCGGCACAGUCCAGGGCAGAUGUGAGGGAGGAGGAGGGUCCUGGACCGGAGCCCCAAGGGGUGGCAGAGGAGGGUGAGGAGAGCGGGGGCAGGAGGAAGAUCAUCCUCACGCCCCUGGAAAAGCUCAAGCUGUCCACACUGAACCUCACCAGCGAAGCAGAGCCCGAGCCGCCGCCAAAGCCGGCUCGUCUGUGGCUCCAAGCAGCGCCCAAGGUCCUCCCUGCCCUGUGGCAGGGACAAGAUGCCUGGGAGGAGGAGGAAAUGGCCGUGGAGGAAGCUUUGGAGGAGAGUGACAGUGAGGAAGAGGAGGAGAAGGAGGAAGAAGGCACAGACCUUGGCAUCAUGGCAGAGUCGUGCCUGGACAUGGGGAAAGAGGAGAAAUACCCCACCUGGAAGCGCACACUGAUGCGUCAGGCCAGGGAAGCCCAGAUGAAGCGGUUCUGCAAAGCCCAGGCCAUCCAGAGGCGGCUGGAGGAGAUCGAGGUGACCUUCCGGGAGCUGGAGCAGCAGGGCAUCAAGCUGGAGAAGUUACUGCGGGAUGAGGAUGGCACCCCGGCUGACCAGAAGACGCAGUGGAUGAACCAGCUGCUGUACUUGGUCCAGAAGAAGAACAGCCUGAUGUCCGAGGAGUCGGAUCUCAUGAUCACGGUGCAGGAGCUGAAGCUGGAGGAGCAACAGUGGCAGCUCGACCAGAAGCUCCGGUGCUACAUGAACAGGGAGGAAUCCUUGAAGACACCUGAGGAUCGCGCGGCCGAGCAGGAGAUCCUGGUGCAGCUGCUGGAGGUGGUGAACAAGCGCAACGUCCUCAUCCACAUCCAGGAGGAAAAGCGGCUCAGCGAGCUGCAGGCAUGA